AUGACGACAGCACUCACUGAGGGUGAGUCUCGCCAUGAGUAUCCUCGCCGACUAAGCGAGAUACCCGUGCGCAGCAGAUCGGGUACCAACAUUGAGGCGCUUUUGCGGCGCCAGCGAAAGCGCAGUAACUCUCGUGCGCGAAUGCGUGAAAAAAGAAACCGAGAAGCAAGUGAUUCUCAGUGGGACAGCUCUAGCGUGUCCUCUGGCGAUGAAGAGAAUGGACAGAUGCUGGAAGUACAAGCCAAGCUCCCUCCGCGGGGAUCGCCAACCGGGCGCUCGGCGGCUGCAAAACCACCGCCUACGCCACCAGUGCCCGAGACUGCUCCGCUACCGCCACCGGCCUCGGCGCCGGCCACACCCAAACUCGCACGUUCACAAUCAUCUACCGCUUCGAUUCACUCCUUUUUCCAAGGUCAUACGAAACAAACGGCAGCAGCACCCGUGGUGAAUAAGCAAACUGUAUCAAGUGGCGCACAUGGUGUGGAUGAUGAUACCAUGGAUAUGUCGCAGCACUCCGCCACCUCACAUGCUGACGAAGGUCUUUACAUGCACCAUGGUGGGAGCACAUCUAGUGUCACGCUCGACAGAAUGAACAAGAUGACCGCGACGGGGCGCAUACCCAUCAUGACUUCUUUACCGCAAGAGCUCGACCUACCACUCCGUCGUUCUAUGAGCACGCAGUCCCUUCACGAACCCACGGGCCUUCGGCAGAGUGCCUCGCAGCAACAACUGAGUCAAUUGCUGACCGGUCAGGCAUCGGCUCGCGCUCCACAGACUGCCGCAUCACGCAUAAGACCACCCGGCCGCAUAGCUGCCUCCUCUAUUGCGCAUUUACUGAUAGGCUCUCGCCAUCAUACCGACAAGGGGUCCAAGCCGGUUGUGUCCCGCUUCUCCGAACCGACCCAGUCUGCGAGUGCUGCGAGUCUGGAAAGAAGCCGUCGUCUGACGAGCUCAGGUGCAUUCCAUGGUUUGAACGGGUCACUGGGCCGAGUUGUGAGUGUUGAUGUACCUCCUAGCUCCGUUUUUAGUGCGUCGUUCGUGGAUCGUGUGCAGCACCACAUUGAUAUGGAUGCACCACCAACUGAGCGGGACCGCAUGCAGCACCGCUACUUGUUGGACUAUGGACUGAGUGGCCCACCGAUUGACUGUGCGACAUUAAGCCAGGCUGAGCUUACGCCGUGUCUUGAGUCCGGCGUGUUCCUUGAGGAGCAUGAGCAGGCGCGGAACUGGCACAGUACUGCGCCGCGCCGCAUGCUGCUGGUGCCUGACUCGACGACCACGCUGGGACCCAACAUGAUCCCAUUCCAUUUCAUUCACGCACUCACAUCGACAUUGGAUCAUGCGCUAGCACUAGACCAUGCCGAGGUACCAGCCAUGGCGUCGCUGCUGCCGGGCGUGUCUGAGCGCCUCGAUGACGAGUGCGACCCGACUUUGACGUCCUCGCCGUCGUCACGCGAAGGUGCCCACUAUAUUGAUAAUAUCUCAAUGCGUGCUAUCGCAUACACUGCCCAGGCUGUGUCCGUACAACGUUCUCACACAGUGACGCGCCGCUUUGCGGAUCCGCUGAGGUCGUCGCUCGGUCGCGUUGUGCGUCUCUCGGGCUAUGCAUCACAGCUAUCGUCGAUGGAGCCCGAGACGCACUGGCAUGCAAGGCAUGCGUCACGAUCGCCCCCAGACCAUGUCAGCGUAGCCGCCGGAAGCCUGUCUGAGCAUCUGCAGACGCUGGUGUCACAGUCCGAACGCCAAGCCCGAGCUUAG
Malassezia restricta is the source of this 1758-nucleotide messenger RNA. RefSeq lists its product as uncharacterized. The record is from RefSeq and is a predicted model, not a curated record. Lineage: Eukaryota; Fungi; Basidiomycota; Malasseziomycetes; Malasseziales; Malasseziaceae. The coding region runs from base 1 to 1758 and encodes 585 amino acids. The transcript has a single exon.